AUGAGAAUUAGUGACGAUGAAGAUAUGAAGCCAAAAGCAGCUUUUAGAGUCGUAGUCAAUCGUGGAGAUCCUUACCCAGCAGAAGUAGCUGCAACUGUACAAGCCGUUAUGCAAUCUCUUAAUUUUUCAAAUCCAUACCGUCUUGUUUGGCAAUCAAAAGUUGGACCAAGUGCUUGGCUUGGCUGCGCAACAGAUGAUGCUAUUAAAGGACUGGCUAAAAAUAAUCGACGACAUAUUCUUUUAGUUCCUAUUGCAUUUACAAGUGAUCAUAUUGAAACUUUACAUGAACUCGAUAUAGAAUACGCUGGACAUCUUGCUAAAAGCGUUGGAAUUGAAAUGAUUCGUCGUUGCGCAUCUCUAAAUGAUAGUCCCAUAUUUAUCAAAGCAAUGGCUGAUAUUGUUCAUAAACAUUUGCAAAGUAAAAACCGUCAUACAAAUCAAUUGCCUCUGCGUUGCCCAGGUUGCGUAAAUGCUUCAUGCGAACAAAUGCGAAAAUUUUUCUGUCCAUCAUCUUAA
Molecule: messenger RNA, 516 nt
Organism: Rotaria socialis
Lineage: Eukaryota; Metazoa; Rotifera; Eurotatoria; Philodinida; Philodinidae
Source: the annotation of a GenBank genome assembly